Messenger RNA from Myxozyma melibiosi, 1766 nucleotides. Its product is annotated as kinase-like domain-containing protein. Gene Ontology annotation, cellular component: cytoplasm. Lineage: Eukaryota; Fungi; Ascomycota; Lipomycetes; Lipomycetales; Lipomycetaceae. The transcript has 2 exons. Gene Ontology annotation, molecular function: ATP binding; protein serine/threonine kinase activity. Gene Ontology annotation, biological process: intracellular signal transduction; protein phosphorylation. Bases 55 to 1548 code for a protein of 497 amino acids. The record is from RefSeq and is a predicted model, not a curated record.
UCCCAUUGUCCGCAGUCGCAACGAGCCCGGCGCAGAACCAGCAAAAGACGAUAAAUGUCGACACCCGCAACGCGCCCGACUGCGCUCAGUGUGAACACCUCCGUCAGCUCGGCUUCGUCGCUCGCGCCUGCUUCUGCCUCUGUCACUCCAACACCCUCCCUCGUCGCCCCGGCUUCGGGCCUCGCGCGCGCCCGCUCCAUCGACUCACCCACAUUCUACCGCGAUCUCACCCCCCUCCCCUCCCCCAUCGUCGGCCCUCCGCGCACGCCCUCGACCCACAGACUCGGUCCUCCACCACUACCGCCACCGUCUGGCGUCCAAGCCCGUCCGCGCAAGCCCUAUGGAGAACUCACGCUCAACAGCCAAGAUCCCUUGCAGCGCGAGCUGACCCGCGCAAGCUCAGUCCGCGAACCCACGCUCGAAGUCUUCGAGGCCUACGAGCACCGCUCACUUCGCAAACUCAGAUGGAAAGAAGUUCGCUUACUCGGCAAGGGUUCGUUCUCACGAGUGGUCUUGGCCAGGCUGAUCCUACCCUCGACCUCAUCGUCCGAUGACGACGACGAUGACAACGACGACCGAAAGACCGAUAGAGGUGACAAAUCAAAGCGGAAAGACAAGAAAGAAAGUCGGUUAGAGCAGUUUCGCGGCAAAGAACUCGUUGCCGUCAAGAUCGUCGAGCUCGCUGGCGCUGGCGGUGCUUCAAGAGAACGCAUCGAGAGCUCUCUGAAGCGAGAAGUUGAUAUUCUGCAGGAUCUUGAUCACCCAUGUCUAAUCCAUCUCGUGGCCUUCAACCUAGAUCAAACCCGAGCGUUGAUCGUCCUUCCGUUCUGCAUCGGAGGUGAUCUUUUCGACCUGGCCACCAGCCCCGAACGCGAGACCAUCCUGCAGCCCGCCGUCGUCCGCAGACUAUUUGCCGAAGUCGUUUCCGCCGUGCUCUAUCUUCACACCCACAGCAUCGUCCACCGCGACAUCAAGCUCGAGAAUGUACUCCUCAACGUUCCUCAAUCCUCAGUCCUUGACGCAAUAUCAAAAGACAGAUCUCUCACAACUCUGACCGACUUUGGUCUAUCACGACAUAUCGAUCCCGAGAAACCUAUGCUCACAACUCGCUGUGGAUCUGAAGACUACGCUCCUCCAGAACUGAUUAUGGGCCAACCAUACGACGGCCGUCAGACCGAUGCUUGGGCUCUAGGUGUCUUACUGUACGCCUUAAUAGAAGGUCGAUUCCCGUUUGACGGACCACCAGCUCAAGUAUCCCCCGUAACCCCCGGAAGCCGCAAAAGCAGCGCUCGGAAUCGCGUCAAGCAUCGAAUCGCAAGAGUUGAGUGGAGUUGGAUCAAGCUGCGGCGGAAAACAUCAGAAGAGACUACACUAGAGGCCGCAGCCGACGACAAACCGGCAGAGGAGGAGCCGGAGGAGAUUUGGAAGAGUGCGAUGCAGAUCGUCGAAAAAUGUCUGCAACGACGGGAGUCGCGAUCGGCGGUGUCUGACAUUGCAAGCACUGAAUGGGUCAAAGGGGUUCUUGACUCCAUCAACCUUACUCGAUGAUAAGGAUUGUUUUCAUUUGCGCCAUGUGAGAAGACAAUCAGGAAGAUGAUGAUAUUCCACGCAAUAGGGCACCAUUGGGGUAGAUAUACCCGUGUACGAUAAUACGAAUAAACAAGAUAGAGCACAUAUCAACAAACUGGCCGAUGGGAGUUUGGAACCUUGACAAUAAGAAGGAAUGUCGCCUGUAUUUACGAGAUCUACGUGUUCUGUAACUGGUA